Scophthalmus maximus (turbot) is the source of this 8195-nucleotide messenger RNA. RefSeq names its product serine-rich adhesin for platelets. The coding region runs from base 86 to 7183 and encodes 2365 amino acids. The record is from RefSeq and is a predicted model, not a curated record. Gene Ontology annotation, biological process: cell surface receptor signaling pathway; adenylate cyclase-activating G protein-coupled receptor signaling pathway. Lineage: Eukaryota; Metazoa; Chordata; Actinopteri; Pleuronectiformes; Scophthalmidae. The transcript is spliced from 35 exons. Gene Ontology annotation, molecular function: G protein-coupled receptor activity. Gene Ontology annotation, cellular component: membrane.
ACUGUCUCCCUCGGGCAGAAAUCACAUUUCGGAGAUUCCCAGUUUCCCCGCACGCAGACGAUGCUCGCGCGUCAGACACAGGUGGAUGCGGGAGGAGCGUCGGAGGGCAACUGAGGUCAGGGGACGGGGGCUGAGAGCAGGGGAGAGGAGACCGGCUCGGAGGCAAGGCGAGAGGGAGACCCAGGCGAGAACAGCUGAGACCAAACAAAACCCUGAGGAAGACACUUCCACCGUGGCAGCUUUGGACUCACGGGAGUCGGGUGGACGAGACGACGGGAACGAUGGAGGGACGCGAGCAGCGUGCGACCACAGCGAGGACGACGAGUCCCCCGCCGUAGGACAGACACGCAUUCACGCACAUGAGCAGAAACCCACCAGGAGGAUGUAUGAAGGACGGUGGACAUGGACGCAGCAUUUCCUCCGAGUCAUCUGUCUUUUGCUGCUGGCAGCCGCUCCACCCACAGCACUUGGCUAUUUCCUGGGAGACACCAAGGCGGUGUUGAAUGGCUGUGAGGACCACUGGACCCUGCCGGACAGGUCCGCCAUGCCACUGCUCUUCCAGAUGACCGUGUGCGUGGACAUCCGUGUGGUGCGGCCCGGAGCCUGGGUGGCCUUCUCUUACAGCUCGGUCUACGCACCCAAGCCGGAGCUGGGUCUGGAGGGAGACGACGGGGCGCUGUACGGGUGGCUGCUGAGGGUCCGGCACAGGUUUCCUCUCCGGUUGUCCCCAACUGUCUGGCACAGGGUGUGCCUCAGGAGGGACGUACGGCGCAACUCCUUCAGCCUGGAGGUCGAUGGGGCAAUGGUGGCCGAGAGGACCGUCAUCGCUCAGGCCAUCGCCCCCUCGGGCUCCCUGCGGCUGGGCUGUCGUCCCAGAGACAGACUCUUUGGAGCCGAGCGCGGAGAAGUGGAGCUGUACCUGUUCCGGAUGUGGGCGGACCUGGGCGACCAUGGCCUCUGCGAGGACGGCACGGUGAUCGGCUGGGAUACCCGGUACUGGCGUUUCUCGAGUCUCAAUGCCCGGCAGACAGACCCGAACCUUCUGUGUGGAAUUACGACCUCAUUUGGACGCUUGUUCUCACCUUCAACUGUGCCUUCAAUUACAACUACCUCAAGUCCUGUCAUCGCAACAACUGACUCUCACACGAGAAGUUCCACUCAAACAAAUUGUUACAUCGGCCAGCUCUGUUCCAAUACAGAUGCGUUCUUUUGGAUGUCCCUAAGUGCUGAAGCCAAAAAGAGCAGUAACAUUAAUAAAGAAGUAAAAGACCUGGUGUCAAAAGCAUUGAAGUGCAAUCGUCAACCAGCGAAAUUCCUCGAUUUCUGCCAGCCUGACAAAAAAGUUGAGGUAGUGGACGUGUCCUGUAGUGCAGAAGAGGCCGACGGGGAAAAUAGUGAAAAAAAGGCCCCAAGGAAUGCCACCUGCGGUGUGCUGUUGAAGCUCAGCCCCGCCGUCUCAGCGUGCGAGCUGCAGCGCGCCGGAGUUAUUGCACUGCAGCAGGCUGGAAACGCCAAAAUACGAGCUAGAAUCACUGGGGAGGUGGAGAGAGUCGGUCGAAAUCUGUGUGAGGACCUGAAGUCCCCUGGUGGCAACUUUGUGAGGUGCAAGUUCACAACUUCCCUGGAUGAUUUCUGUCAGUCUAGCACACACUCCAGUUUUAAUUGCUCCCUCCUGGAGCUCAACCACCACGACCCAGGGCAACAACCUGUGACACAAUCCUGCAGUGGGGAAAAGUCUCGCUUUUGCGACUGCACCACGUUCUGUAAUUCUUCAAGCCAGUUUUUUGCAUUAAGAAUUAAUAUCAGAAGCCCGAUCUUUGAUAUUGACACCAUAAAACGUUUGUUGUCACUAAACGAUUGUAAUCCAGUGUUAGGGUCUUGUAGCGAUUAUUCAGAGAUUUCACAGCAGUACAAGCGGACCCAACUGGAAUGCAACGGGAUCACACAGAGCUUUUACAGCUGCGUGGUGAUAUUGGAGAUGUCCAGACCUGUCAACAGUUGCUCCCUGAGUAAAGUUGUGCAACGACUCAUUGGCAGCAACAGUGGUAUCACAGAGGAAAGCCCUCUCGCACGCAUGGUGUUGUGUGGUCCUCCUGGUUACCCUGUUGGUACUCUAUUGGCAUCCAACCUGACCUGGGUUGCCAGUGACCUGUUGACCUCUGAUGUCUGCCCACCUGACCCCACUCUGCUUACAUGUAAGGCAAAUGAGACGCUUGCUGUUAUUCUGACUGACAGUUCCUGUCCGGAGCCUCCCACAACCAAGCAAAGGACGACUCAGCCUCCGACCACCAGCAAGAGUACAAGAUCUUCCGAAGCUUUAGCUCCAACUGUCAGCAACAACAUCCGACAAACUAAUACGACAACUGACAAAACCACAGCAGACCAUCGGAAAAAUGAAUCACAAGGAACAGCUCAGCCCAACAUGACCACUUCACCUGCAACAGUUAACAGUACACAAUCCUCGACAGCACAACCGGUCCUUCAAACGACAUCACAAAAUAUAACUGUUGCUGUCACUGACAGUACAGGAUUACAUUACAAUGGAUCUGAUAACAAAACAUCACUGACACCGUCUCCCACUCACACAACUACAGUCUACAAUGUAACUACAGCAGAUGGACAUAUACCUUUUCCCAUUAACACAACAGUGUACAACAUAACUGCAGCCGGGCUAUUUACAUCUUCUCCAAAUGACACAACUCUCUCCACUGUAACUACAGUUACAUCUCCCACAGCAGUAUACAACAUCACAGCACACAACACAACAGGGCACAAUGUAACUACAGCAGAUACGUUUACAUCUUCAAGUCCAAAUGACACAACGGUGUACAACUUAACAACAGUUAUACCUUCUCACAAUCAGACAACACAGCACAGUGUCACUCCAGCAGGCACCUCCAGAAAACAGCACAACAGUACAGUUACAACGGCCAACACAACAGCCAGCCCAUAUACACCUCUCAGUUCCACAAUUGUGUACAAUGUCACUGCAACCGCCAAUUAUUACACAACAGCAUCUAAAAACUACACAGCUGAAUACAACACUACUACAGUGGACAACGACAGAAGCCCACGCACUGAUGCAAUUACAACAAGUGAUGUAUCAACAAGUAAAACAUCUCCUGAUCACACAAUUGUUUACAAUGUAACUAAAGCAAACAACAACAGCACACUACACAACAUUUCAACCACAGAGUACAAUGUAACCCCAGCUGCUAAUAAUUUCACAACUGCCUCUUACAAUCACACAACAGAGUACAAUGUAACUACUGCCGCUAACAAUUACACAACAGGGAACAAUAUAACUACAACCACCAACAAUUACACAACCGCCUCUCCCAAUCACACAGCACAGUACAAUAUAACUAAAACUACCAACAAUUACUCAACGGCCUCUAACAGUUACACCACAAAUGACACAUCAGUCUCAUCAAAUCACACAACAGAGUACAAUCUGACUACAGCCACCAUCAAUUACACAACGGCCUCUACCAACUACACAUCAGGUUACAAUGUAACUACAAUCGACAACAAUAUCACAAUGGGCUCUAAACAUUACACUACCAACUACACAUCAGGUUACAAUGUAACCACAGUCACCAACCAUCACACAACAGUAUCGAAAAAUUACACAACAGCCUUAAACAAUUCCCCUACAGGGUACAAUAUAACCACAGCUACCAACAAUCACAAAAGUGCCUCCAACAAUUACACAACAUGGUACAAUGUGACUAUAGCCACCAAAAACUACACAACAGCCUCUAACAAUAUAACUACAGAGUACAAUGUAACUACAGCCACCAACAAUUACACAACAGGCUCUGAAAAUUACACUACCUAUUUCACUACAGCCUCUCCCAACUACACAACAGAGUACAAUGCAACCACAGUCACCAACCAUCACACAACAGCCACUAACAAUCACACGACAGGAUACAGUGUAGCUACAGCAGCCAACAACUACACAACAGGCUCUAACAAUUAUACAACAAAUUACACAACAGCCUCUCCCAACUACACAACAGAGUACAGUGUAACUACAGCUGCCAGCAAUUACACAACUGCUUUAAACAAUAACACAACAGAGCACAAUAUGACUACAGCCACCAACAGUUACACAACUGCCUCUAAGAAUAACACAACAGAGUACAAUGUAACUAUAGCCACCAACAAUUACACAACAGGCUCUGAAAAUUACACUACCAAUUUCACAACAGCCUCUCCCAACUACACAACAGAGUACAAUGUAACCACAGUCACCAACCAUCACACAACAGCCACUAACAAUCACACGACAGGAUACAGUGUAACUACAGCAGCCAGCAAUUACACAACGGGCUCUAACAAUUAUACAACAAAUUACACAACAGCCUCUCCCAACUACACAACAGAGUACAGUGUAACUACAGCUGCCAGCAAUUACACAACAGAGUACAAUGUAUCUACAGCUAAUAACAAGAACUUAGAGAAUGGCACAAUUACAACAAGUAAUGCAACGGUAAGCACGUUUACACUGUCUCCCAAUAACACAAUAGUCACUACAGUCUCUAACAACUACACAACAGUAGAGAAUUUAACAACUACUACUCUUUCUUCAAACAACAUGACUGCUGUACCCAUCAGGGAAACACUACAGAACACAACAGCCAGUUAUAAAAACACAACGGUGUCUAACACUUCUCCACAAGUUAAUGAAACUCUAAACAAUGCAACAAUAUCCAUAAAAAACUUGACUGUAAACAACAAUGCUUCUGUUGUCGACAACAGCACAAAACCCACAGCAUCUCCGCUGAACAACCGGACCAAAAAUCGCACCACAGCGAAUGCGACUCUAAGCAUCACGACAUCCAUCAAAAAUGACACCAACUCCACCAUACCUGCCACCACCAUUGAUCCCUCUGCUACUCACAAUGUCACUCCGGGAAUCAGCUACAAUCAGAGCUCCAAUACAAUCAGCUCAACCGCUGCUGUCAACCUAACGACAAAAGACCCAGGAGUCAAUUUGACAACAACUACACCUGCCAAUGCCUACCUUGAGCAUACAUCCACAAUAUCAUCCACAACACCUACUGCGGCUGCUACUGCUACUACCACAUUUGGCCCACCUCCAACCCAGAGUAGCACCACUUCUGCUGACGUGUCCUCAACGUCUACAACAACUCUCCAAACCACCACCCUCACCAGAACAACCACAACGACUAGUACAGCAACUACUAUUUCCAAAACUAUGAUGAAGACAACCAUUGGCCAAGAGGCACAGGAGGAGCAAGCCAAUGAACUGCUGAACCAAACUCAGGAUGCAUCCCAGCUAAACUCCUCCCAGGUGGGGCAGUUAGUGGGGCAGUUGGAGAAGCUGCUGGAUGGCCCCACUGUCUCUCAGUCAGUGGGUCAAAAGGCCAUAGGCAUCAUCAGCAACCUGAUGGACGGCGACCCGGCGGCCCUCUCUGCAUCUGCCAAUCGGCUGAUUCGAGUCGUGGAUAGUGUGGGUCUAAGGGCGGUCGUCAGCGGGGACAGAGAAAUCCUCUCUUCAAAUUCACUGGUGCUGGCCAUCAGGACAGUGGAUGGUACCAACUUCCCGUCAACAUCGGUCAACAUCUUCAACAGUGAUAAUGUCCAGAUCCGUGCUCUCGACAGGUCCCGGUACAAGAGGUCAGGUUCUGCUCUGGGGUCUGUUUUUUUGCCCUCCACCUUGACUGCAGGUCUUAGUCCUGAGCAGCAGCAGCAGGCCAGCAGGGUGCAAUUCACUUUCCACACCAAAAAUGCCUUUUUCCAGGACAAAGCAUUAGAUGACAAAACCCUGGUCAGUCCAGUUCUGGGCGCCAGUGUUGCCAAUUUGUCAAUAAGCAACUUGACUGAGAACAUUCUGUUCACCAUCCAAAAUAUCAACCCCAUGCCUGGAAACUUUGUGGCUUCCUGUGCAUUUUGGGACUUCACUGUCAAUGAUGGUCAAGGAGGCUGGAGCUCUGCCGGCUGCUUUGUUGUCAAUGCCACAUCGGACGAAACAACCUGCAGCUGCAACCAUCUCACUUCAUUUGCAAUACUGCUGGAUUUGUCCAGAGACGUACUAAUCGACCGUCAGCACGCACAAAUUCUCACUUUCGUCACCUACAUCGGCUGCGGAAUCUCCGCCAUUUUUCUUGCCGUCACUUUGCUGACGUACCUUUCAUUUGAGAAACUGCUGCGCGACAUUCCUGCCAAGAUCCUGGUCCAGCUCUGCCUGUCCCUCCUCCUCCUCAACCUGGUCUUCCUAUUGGACGGCUGGCUGGCGCUCUACCCGGCCAUCGGGCUGUGCAUCAGCACCGCCUUCUUCCUGCACUACUUCCUGCUCACGUCAUUCACCUGGGCCGGGCUGGAGGCCCUGCACAUGUACCUGAGCAUCGUCCAGGUGUUCACUCCUUACCUGAGCAGAUACAUGCUCAAGUUCUCACUGAUGGGCUGGGGUAUCCCUCUUCUCGUGGUGAUCAUUAUAAUAUCAGUGGACAAAGACAACUAUGGUCUGGUUACGUAUGGGAAAUACUCAGAUGGCACCUCAGAUGACUUCUGUUGGCUGCGUAACGACAUCGCCUUCUACGUGGGCGUGGUGGCCUACUUCCUGCUGGUCUUCGUCCUGUGCCUGCUCGUCUUCGUCGUCGUCAUGGUGCAGCUGUCGCGCAUCAAGAAGCAAAACCCCCAGAACCAGUCGCCGAACCGGGGAGUGCUGACCGACCUGCGCAGCGUCUCCGGCCUCGUCGUCCUCCUGGGCCUCACGUGGGGCUUCGCCCUGUUCGCCUGGGGGCCGCUCUACAUCCCCUUCGUCUACCUGUUCACCAUCUUCAACUCCCUGCAAGGUUUCCUCGUCUUCGUCUUCCACUGUGCUAUAAAGGAGAACGUCCGCAGACAGUGGCGGACUUACCUCUGCUGCGGGAGGCUGCGAUUGGCUGAAAACUCAGAAUGGAGUCGCACUGCCACUCAGAACAACAGGAAUCCGUCGACGACCACGGCCUUCACCUCGGUUCCACUCUCCACGUCCCGGAGCUCGUCCGUCGCGAGCGAAGGCACCAACAGCAGUGGCUCCGUGUUUGUGGACAGCGGAAUAUCCGACGUCUCCAACAGCGACGUCCUCCUCAACGAGCUCCACCAACGGAACACGGCGGACGUGUCGAGCGUUGGUUUGAGACUAUAUACUCCGGCUGGUCGAGAUUAGGGGAUCUCCUGCAAGAUCGAGUCAACAAGAAAACAAAAGAAAGGGUAAAUCACAGGAGCGGAUCCUUACAGGGACUUGAAGAAAUCCUCAGUGUCAGCUUUAACACCUGACCUCCAUUGACAUGCAGGUCACGCCCGCAGUUUUUCAUUUUAGUUUUAAAGAACAGAUGUGUAAGCGGACGCGAAGAAGCUGAUGCUGCGUUUCCUUAUGCAGUUUAAAGGUGCGAUACGUAAAACGCAUCUUUGCCGCCGAAUGUUGUGUCAUUGUGAGCAGCAGGUGGUGAUGAGAAAGUGAGCUGCCAUUUUUGGAAGCCUUGAGUUUUGCGCUUUGGCCGGCGCCAUUUUGGUUUGAAACCAGAAGUAACCGUAUUUGGAGGAGCAGGAGGUGGACCGGACUAGUUACGUUAACUAAUAUAAUAAUAAAAAAUAUUAGCAGAAUUAUUAGCCAGCCGUAAGACUAGCUAGUUUAGCUACAUUUCCAUAGCCUAGCCUGUUAGAUGAGCUCGACCUCUGCACGCACCACAACUUUUCCUCUCGUCUAUUGAUGUGGAAGCUGUAAAGUAUAAUUCACUACAGAGCCGUUUUAUUUGAAACCACACAGAAUGGCUAAUAACAUGCACUCCCCCCACCAUCAGCAGGGGGGGGGCACUGAAUCAGCAGGAUCUUUAUUGUUUGCAAAAUUGGAAACUGAGCCGGAUGUGAACAAGAGUCUCCAGAUUUGGUUGAAAGCCGCCGAAAAAAACUAUUAACACCUCAUUUACAUAGAAUUCAGUCCAAUUAUUUUGUAUGUAAAACAUAGAAAGAACUUAUUUGAAAUGUAUGAAGCUAUCCAACGGCACACUAUGUGGGAAUUAUUUGUUAGUUAAUCAAUGUUGGUUUAAAGAUAAAGUGUUAUGUUGACAAUUAUUAAAGACAUUUUCUAUUCAAAAAUGUCAAAUGUCAAAUAAAAUGAUUGUCCAUUUCCCCCCGUAUUCUCAUUUCAAUUUAAUUAAAAUGUUUGAGGAUAAAACAAA